AGAGGGACAGCCGGACAUACUUCUGCUGCUGUCAGAGAAAUAUCAACAAAGCCGGUGGUUUUCGUUCUGUGGAUUUAACUUUUACACCUACAAGUAUAAAUUAGGAGAGAUUCUUCCAAGUGACUCCCUGGAGGUGCCAAAGAACCCGCCAUGUCAGUGACUGUUCAUGAGAAUCGUAAAUCCCGCACCAGCACGGGCUCCAUGAACAUCUCACUCUUCCACAAGCCUUCACAUCCCGAUAGUGUCCUGACCCACCUGAACACAAUGAGGAAACAGUGCAUGUUCACUGAUGUCACUCUAUGGGCCGGAGAUCGGUCCUUCCCAUGCCACAGGGCUGUCUUAGCAGCGUGCAGUUGUUAUUUUGAGGCCAUGUUCAGCGGAGGGCUACGAGAAAGUCUGGAUAGUGACGUCAAUUUCAGAGACAGUAUACACCCUGAGGUCUUGGAGCUUCUGCUGGACUUUGCCUAUUCUUCUCGAGUCAUCAUUAAUGAGGAGAAUGCGGAGUCAUUGUUAGAGGCAGGGGACAUGUUGCAGUUUCAUGACAUCCGUGAUGCAGCCGCAGAGUUUUUAGAAAAAAACCUGCACUCCUCCAACUGCCUGGGGAUGAUGGUCUUAUCAGAUGCUCAUCAGUGUAAAAGACUGUACGAGCUGUCGUGGAGGAUGUGUCUGUUACACUAUGAGACGGUAAGAGAAUCAGAGGAUUUCUAUAGUCUGUCUAAAGAUAAACUGCUGGAGCUGAUUCUUAGCGAUGAGCUGGAGAUAGAGGAUGAACAGAUUGUGUUUAACUCUGUUAUGCGGUGGGUUCGAUACGACGUGGAGGGUCGGCGUCACCAUUUCCCAGAGUUGCUGAGGGGCAUCAGGUUGGCUCUGCUGCCAUCUGAAUGUCUGCAAGAGGCUGUAGCCUGUGAAGAGCUGGUAAUGGCUGACAAGAGGAGCAGGUCAAUUGUAGAAGAGGCAAUGCAGUGUAAGAAGAAAAUCCUUCAGAACGACGGAGUAGUGACUAGUCCCUGCGCUCGACCACGUAAGGCCGGACACACCCUGCUUAUACUGGGAGGCCAGACCUUCAUGUGUGACAAGAUAUACCAGGUUAACUAUAAAGCCAAGGAGAUAAUACCUAAGGCAGACCUUCCCAGCCCCAGAAAGGAGCUCAGUGCUUGUGCCAUCGGCUGUAAGGUUUAUGUGACAGGAGGAAGAGGAUCGGAGAACGGUGUGUCUAAAGACGUCUGGAUCUAUGACACUGUCCAUGAAGAGUGGUCAAAAGGAGCACCCAUGCUAAUUGCCAGGUUUGGCCAUGGUUCAGCGGAGCUGGAGAAUAGUCUUUAUGUUGUUGGAGGUCAUACAGCCAUAGCUGGAGUUUUUCCUGCCUCUCCAUCUGUCUCCCUGAAACAGGUCGAACGGUAUGACCCACUCAGUAAUAAAUGGACGAUGAUGGCUCCUCUACGAGAUGGAGUGAGUAAUGCAGCCGUGGUCAGUGCCAAACUCAAACUCUUUGUUUUUGGAGGGACCACCAUACACAGAGACAAGGCCUCCAAGGUCCAGUGCUACAACCCUGUGGGUAACCGCUGGAAUAUUCCUGCUGAAUGCCCCCAACCUUGGCGCUACACAGCGGCUGCUGUCUUGGGGAGCCAGAUCUUUAUCAUGGGUGGUGACACAGAAUUUACAGCUGCCUCCGCUUAUCGCUUUGACUGUGAAACCAAUCAGUGGACUCGAGUGGGUGACAUGACAUCCAAACGGAUGAGCUGCCAUGCCUUGGCCUCAGGAAAUAAGCUGUAUGUGGUUGGAGGUUACUUUGGGACGCAGCGGUGUAAAACGUUGGACUGCUAUGACCCCACAUCAGAUAGCUGGAAUUCCAUCACUACUGUGCCUUAUUCACUGAUCCCCACCGCCUUUGUCAGCACAUGGAAACACCUACCUGCCUAAGUGGGAGACACCAGCAUUUCCAGGUGUUGAUGUCAAAUGAGAAAUGACAGCUGGCUGGAGGAGAAUCUCUGAGACUCCACUCUGCUGGCUGAGGCUGGAGCGCCACACAGGACCAAUCCUUACAAAACAAGUCGUAACUCACAGACUCUGAAUCAGUCCUGAGCAGCGUGGUUACCAAGCCAACUGCACAACACCCAGGUCUUAUUACAAAGACAGAAUUACUCUCCAUCUGAUGCUUCCUAAUGAAUGUAAUACUACUCAAACAGAACCUGAUGGACUGAUGCUUUUUUGACUGACACACAAACCUAUUGUUUCUGUAAUGAAAUUCGCUACUAAAACAUUCCAGUGUAAAGACAUACACUCUUAUUGCUGCCAGGUGGCAAUAUUUACAUACUUCAAUAUUAAUGGAGGGAUUGAGUGUAAGACAAUUAGGUUAGUUUGUUUAAUCUGCUGUAUCUUUAUCAUCUACAUUGAGAAAAGCUCAUUUUCUAUGGGUUUAUAUAUUGUUAUGUUAAAGCUAAACAUCAGUUCAGCUGAGGAAUUCACUUCUUCGUUACCUUCUAAAAGUCAAACCAGUCCUUCAGCAUGUCAUUCACCAAAGGUGAAUCAUGAAUAUGGCUAAGUAAGUUGCUGUAGGACAAAGAAAACUUUGCGGAGAUUUUCCCCGGGCCAAAUCUCUUAGAUGCUGGAGUUACAGGGCGCAAAAGCAAGCGAGAAGUGUAGAGAGUAAGUGUAAGAGAGUUAACAAAGAGCUCUGCUGUGUGUUUUGUUUGUUGCUCUCCUUGGGGCGUGUCUCCCAGGAGGAGGGCAUGGUCCCUCUGAGGUUUCUGUUUUAACUUUAAUAAAGUCUUAAAGAUUA
Micropterus salmoides (largemouth bass) is the source of this 2779-nucleotide messenger RNA. RefSeq names its product kelch-like protein 25 (gene enc2). Gene Ontology annotation, molecular function: protein binding. The coding region runs from base 151 to 1920 and encodes 589 amino acids. The transcript has 12 exons. Lineage: Eukaryota; Metazoa; Chordata; Actinopteri; Centrarchiformes; Centrarchidae. The record is from RefSeq and is a predicted model, not a curated record.